UUUAAGCAAACGCAGGAAAUUAGUUGUUGCACCAUGGACGGAAAUUGAAAUUUUAUGGCUGACUGAUCUGAACUCUAGACAUUCUGAGUUCUUUUACGUAUUACUUUAGUUACUCACAACUAUGAUUUCUAAACAACGCCAGGAUUCUGAUGAAAAACCUCUCGAGGAACAGUUAGAGUUACUGCAGGAAAAAAUCGCAGAAAUGAUAGUAACAAAUGAGGCGACCGAGAAUCAGUUGACAAAUUUAACAUUCGAGUCGAACGAUGUGAUUAUUUAUCUGAAAAAAUUGGUUGAAGAGAAAGACGAAGAGACUGCUCGUUUGGAAGAAAUGUUGGAAGAACAGAGAAAAGAAUCAGAUAGAAUGUUUAAAAUUCAUAGAGAUAAUUCUGAAUUAGAAGAGAAGAAAUUGAAAGAGCAAAUUGAAAAGUUAAAGAGUGAAAUGAGCAUUAUGGAUACACAACUGGGAAACCAGCAUCGUAUCGAGCUAGAAAUCAUUGAGAUGGGUGCAAAACUGAAUUCUCUACAAGGUGUCGUUGAUGAACAGGAAGAGACAAUUCGAAGAAAAGAAGCAGAAGAAAGAAGCGUCAAAAUUGCAGCUAUUGAGCAAGCUCGUGCAGAUUUGAGCGCCGAGUUCGAGCAAGCUGUUGCUGAGAUCCGUAUUGAAGCAAGUCUGGAGAGCAAAGGUCACACUCUGAUGAAUAAUCAAGUAAUUGAACAUUUGGAAUUAGAACUUACCAGAAAGAAGCAAGAUAUGUUACGAAUGGAGCAAAUGCUCGAGGAGAAACAAUCCGAAUUGACGCAAGAAAUAGGAAAAACUCAGGAACGUGAAGAAGAGAAUUUAAAAUUACGGAGUCUUUUGGAAAAGAGUGGCCAGACUACUGAAAAGGCAUUGAAAGAUAGUAAGAGACGACUGGAAGAAUCGGAGAAUAAACGAAAAACUACUCUCGAGAAAUAUAUUCAAAUUGAGAAUGAAUUGAAUAGUAAACUAGACGAAGCUCUUCAAAACUCAGACAAGUGCCAAAAAAUGACGUCACUUCUUGAAGAUCAGCUUCUGAGAGAACAACAGACAAGGAAAGCGACAAUUGAUUCUCACAAGGCUCAAAAUAAGAAAAUUGAAGAACUCAAAGUAUUCUUUAAGGAUGUUCUAUCCAGUGAAGAAGGUCUUCUAGACGAAGUUAUAAAAGAGAAUCGAAAUGCUGUGUUUGCUCAUCUUGCUUUGAUUAUAUCUAGAAUUCCAAUUGUUCGCUAAUGUACAUAUAUGAAAUUAUCAAAAAUUGUA
Molecule: messenger RNA, 1279 nt
Organism: Caenorhabditis elegans
Lineage: Eukaryota; Metazoa; Nematoda; Chromadorea; Rhabditida; Rhabditidae
Gene: T15B7.15
Product: GRIP domain-containing protein
Exons: 8
Coding region: 122-1249 (375 amino acids)
Source: RefSeq, marked reviewed